Larimichthys crocea (large yellow croaker) is the source of this 6155-nucleotide messenger RNA. RefSeq names its product cytochrome P450, family 17, subfamily A, polypeptide 2 (gene cyp17a2). The transcript has 9 exons. The record is from RefSeq and is a predicted model, not a curated record. Gene Ontology annotation, biological process: hormone biosynthetic process; progesterone metabolic process. NCBI's taxonomy places the organism in Eukaryota, Metazoa, Chordata, Actinopteri, Sciaenidae. The coding region runs from base 273 to 2039 and encodes 588 amino acids. Gene Ontology annotation, molecular function: iron ion binding; heme binding; steroid 17-alpha-monooxygenase activity.
UCAGCAGGUGGAGCUGCUUUCUGUCAUCCUCCAUGUCAGCUGUUCUUAAUAGAUGGUUACAUGUUUACAUAUGUUGUUUUUGUUUGUUUGUAUACUGGAGUAUAGCAACAAAAAUAAUUUCCCCCUGGGAUUAUCAAAAUAUUUCUGAUUCUGAUUCUGAACUAAUCUAACUGACCGUGAUCAUGCUCCUGAUGCAGUCUCUGAUAGGACAGACCACGCUGACGAGGACACCUGAUAACAUCAAGGCUGGUGGACCAAGAUAAACACUGUACAUGGUCAGGGUGAGGGCGCACACACAGACACACACACACACACAAACACACACACGCACACACAAACACACACACACACACAAACACACACACACACACACACACACACACACACACCUGACCUCUGACCCCUCCAAGGUCUGCCCACACGAGACAUUAAAAGCUGGACUCUUCAGCCUCCCUCUUCAUUUCAUCUCAGCCAUGUUCACUCGUCUCCUCUCCUCUGUCCCUACCUGUAUCUGUCCUCCCUUCCUCUCCUCCUCCCUCCUCCUCAUCUUCUUCUUCAUUGUCGUGGCUGUCAUCCUCUUCCUGAUCACCCACCAGUCCGUCCCACCUGCUCCAGCUCAGGUCUCCAUCCCCUGCCUGCCCCGGCUGCCUGGCCUGGGCAGCCUCCCCUGGCUGGGAGGAGGCCUCCCUCCACACCUCCUCUUCAUGGAGCUGGCCCACAGGUACGGCUCUCUGUUUGCUCUCUACCUCGGCCCUCACUACACUGUGGUAGUAAACGACCAUCAACACGCCCGAGAGGUUCUACUGCAGAGAGGGAGAGACUUCGCUGGAAGGCCGAGCAUGGUGACCACCAACCUGCUGACCAGAGGAGGUAAAGACAUCGCAUUUUCUGACUACUCUCCUCUCUGGAAGUCACACCGUCGCCUCGUCCAUAACUCCUUCACAAUGUUUGGAGAAGGAACCAGUCGACUACAGGACAUUGUUCUGUCCUCAGUGGACAGUCUGUGUGCCGAGUUGUUGUCCAGUGGGUCAUGUGGCUUCGACCCGUCUUCGGCAGUGACCAGGGCUGUCACAAACGUGGUGUGCACGCUGGUGUUCAGUGCCACCUAUCACCACAACGAUGCUGAACUUCAGGAGGUUAUCCGAUACAACGAUGGUAUCGUGCAGACGAUUGCCCAAGGAGGACUGGUGGACAUUUACCCCUGGAUGAAGGUCUUUCCUAACAAGUGUCUAAGUAAACUGAAGGAGUGUAUCACCAUCAGAGACCAACUGCUGUCACACAAACUGGAGGAGCACAAGGCCUCGCUGGGUGACGGUGACCCCCGUGACCUUCUGGAUGCCUUGCUAAAGGGCCAGAUGGACAGUGGGCGGGGUCAAAAGUCAUCCAGGUCGGCGGACGAGAGGAUCACAGAUGACCACGUCCUGAUGACAGCAGCUGAGGCUUUCGGAGCUGGAGUUGAGACAACGUCCACCACCCUGCUGUGGAUCCUGGCUUAUCUGCUGCACCACCCGGAGGUUCAGGAGCGCGUGCAGAAGGAGCUGGAUGAACAGGUGGGUGCUGAGCGACCGGUGUGUAUGUCAGACCGUGGCCGGCUGCCGUACCUGGACUGUGUCAUCAAUGAGGGGAUGAGGAUUCGACCGGUCAGCCCUGUGCUCAUCCCACACACCGCCAUGACCGACAGCAGUAUUGGCGGCCACUCUGUCAGUUGUGGUACUCGGGUUUUGGUCAACAUGUGGUCGAUUCACCACGACCCCCGACACUGGGACAAACCCGACCUGUUCAACCCAGAUCGUUUCCUUGACGACCAGGGCCAGCGGGUCACACCUUCCUGCUUCCUGCCGUUCGGGGCGGGACCACGAGUCUGCGUCGGCGAAUCGUUGGCCCGGCUGGAGCUCUUUCUGUUCUUGUCCUCUCUGCUCCAGCGAAUUAGCUUCAGGCUGCCGGACGGGGCUCCCCUGCCCAACCUGCAGGGGCGGCUGGGCGUGGUCUUACAGCCGUUACCUUAUAAGGUCGCUGUCGCUCCGAGGGCAGGGUGGUAACUAAAGUUUGAUGUUUGAUGUUCUACCUGUUCCAGCUCCGUGCAGCAGAUCUGAAGAGGACCUGUUUACACAGGCGUCUGUAAAGAGCUUCAUCUCCUUUUAUAAAAUCUUCCCGUUACGUAACUAAUUAGCAGACAUGAUCGUCAAACAAACUGUAAAUGUGAUACGGUGACUGAAUGUCAGGUGUGUCACGUAAGGUGAAACAGGGAUAAACAUCCUUUUUUGAAGCAGAUAUAGGAGUACACGUACAAAUCAAGUCAAAACUGGCUGAAUUGUAAAAGGUCGUAACAUGAAGAGCCGUUUGGGAUCGUGAUGGGAAGUUCGGUUCUUUUUAGGGAGUCAAAUCAUUUGACUCAGAUCACCAAGAAGAGCCGGCUCUUUUGACUCCCAAACAGCUCUUCGUGUUAACACUUACACCUUUAAUAAUUCACCCAAAUUCAUCGUAAUACUUUUCCCGAAAAAGAAAAAGAACCGCUCUCAUUGUUCACUUAAGAGAGAGCGGCUCUUUGAACCGGCUCUUCUUGGUCGAAUACCUGGCUCACUAAAAACAACAUAAGAAUAUGUAACUGUAUGUCUACCACUGACAUCUAGUGGUUAAAAGGUGGAACUGCAGUCAGCAUACUGGAGAGACUGACGCUUCACCGUGUUUUAUACGAAGCAGCAGCUUCUACGUCUCAGAGAAGUUUCAUUUAGUUUGAAGAUAAACGUGCAGAAUGAACUCAUCUCACAGCGAUGUGGUCGCCGUGAAUAUGCCACAUAAUGUUCCUUUAAGUGCCUGAUAACAAGAAAAUAUAUAAUAUAAAAAAAUCGAAUGGAUAAAAUAUGUUCAACAUGAUCUAGAAAGUUUUCUAGAAAUAAAGAUUUCCAAUUUAAAAGAUGAAUUCUGUGUGUUUGAGCUUCAUGAACACACACACACACUCAGCUAGAUUUAACAGUUUUAUUCAGUAUAUCUUCACACACUUUUAGAACAGGCUGGUUUAGUUAGAUCACACACAUACAUCCACACACACACCAUUAAUUUAGUCAUACUAAUAAUUAGCAUUGUUAUCAUCAUCAUAAUAUUAAGGGACUUGAAAGACUAAUCUUUUCUCUGCUUCCUUCAACUCUGACACAAACCUCAUGCAAACAGGAAGGACAGGAGAGAAGAGACAGAAACGUUCUUUAGACAGACGGGGGAGGGAACACAGGUGAAGCUGCUCCUCAUCGGGCAGGUGAAAGUUGAUCCGUCACGUUUAACGGAGAUGAGAUUCCGAGUUGUCUAAAACUUUGACUGGGUUCACAUUUCAGGAUUGGCAGCUGGUGGUCAUCCCGGAAACAGACGUCCUUUAAGCACUGUGUCUAAUAAGUGAAGUUCAUACGAUGAUUUUUCUCUAACAUGCCCUCCGUCAGCUCCUGACCUCGAUGACUAAAUCUGCAUUUUGUCUGUUUCUUUGAAUCUGAUGGGCCCAAAGUUGGGUCAGCUGAAGUUGAAUAUUUUUAACCAACAUCAGCAACCGAUGCCGUCACUUGUGUGCUACAGGUUGGCGUUCAUGUUUGGUAACUGACCAGUGGUUCAGUCAGUUGUCUAGUGUGCUUAGUUAGUCGCUGAUGUGUGUUUGGGUUUGAUGUCCUAAGCUUUAUGUUUAGAAGAGGUCAAUAAACUCAGUUAUACUUUUAGAUAAAUACACCGGACUCAAUUUUUUGUUACCAAAUCUGUCAAUGUGAAUCCAGUCAGUGUGAAACUCUUCAGGUCUUUAGAGAGGACUACUAUUAAAGAAUUUUUCUUUGAAUGAGGGUUUCCAAACGUUAGACCAGCCCUGACAUCAGCCUCGUGUGCGGAGAUCAGUCAAUAGGACUUUAUCCCUAAAAGUCUCACAGCACCAGAGUCUGAUACAAUCGUCUUCAUGAAAGUUGAUUUCCAACACUAAGAUGCUCGCCUCAAUGUCAACACUCUGCUGGUACUGUGAGGAAGUUUGGAGCGGUUUCCCUUCAUGAGGCUGAUCUCAGAGCUGCCUGAGAUACAGAUUUCUGCAGUCAUUGCGAUCAAAAGUCCACUCACACAGAGCAACGACAGCUCUAUCUAAUGCUAAGUAGUAACAGCUGUCAAGUAGAAAUGGCACUCUGUAACCAUGGAGAUAUAUAACCUUAUUAGUUCAGGUAAACAAAAAACACCAUCAACCACAACAUCAACGGCUCGGUAUCAACCCGGAGGUCCUUCAGCCUCUACGAGCUCUCAAACCAGAUUCAUGUACCACAAAGGGUUAAAAAACAUUUUAUCCGUCCAUGUAUGCAUCCAAUCUGCUGUAUGUUGGUUUCCAUCCAGCUGUUCGCUCUGUUGCUGCCUUUCCGUGGCAGGACAUUGCUUUUGUCAUAAUGAGCGUUGUCCAUCAUGGGAACCUGUCAGCUACUGGUUAGCCAAGUACGUGAAGUCCGUGUUGUAAUGCAGCAUGGACACAGGGUUUAAGGAUCAGUCUCUUCCAUUUAGACGACCAUCAGAUGACCAGCGCUUGUCCUAGUUACAGAGGAACCUGAAUGCAUCACGGCCUCAAGCUCCCGUCUUCACUUGAACAGUCCGAGAGUUCUGGUUCUGGAACUCUUUCUCUCAUUGGCUAAAGGUCAGGCUUCACCUGGCAUCUGUGUGAAACAUUUGUGAAACUUUCUAACGCAGUUAAAAAACUAAAGAAAAGAAAAAGUGCACUUUGUGGGAGCAGGUGUGAAAAACGAACUCGUUUCUCCACUCCAACCAACUUCUACAUUCAAUCUGACAGCGUCCCUGUGACAGCGUGGGCUAUGGUUUGUUGAAGGUAUUUACACACAGACUUUUGCUGAUGAAAAAUAUUGCUCUUCACUAAUUUCAGAUUCACCGUUAUGCAUUAAACGACCAUUAAUAAGUAAGAAAUCUAUUCUGUCUUUAUGUCACAAAAUAUCAAUAACAGGUUACUGUCACUGUAAGACCUGAAACAUCUGGAUGAUGAAAAUUUAUAUUUCAGCUAUUUCAGAGUUUAGACUGUGUGGAGGCCGAAGACUUCUUGUUGUAUCUGAGCUCAAAUUCAGAUGUAGACAAAGAUGGGAACGAUGACGUGUUGUCAUCAUCUCUGUUCUGUUUGGUGCUUUGUUUCUGUUUCCUAAAAGUGCCCAUUGUUUAUUCUCGUUUAUGCAAAAGGCUUCUCUCAGCCGAGAGACACAUAAAACCAAAUGAUCCAUCGACACCCUGAAAUCUUCCAUCAGGAUCAAGUUGCCACAUCAAAUCUGAAAGAAACUAACCACCUAAUUCUGCUCUCCUGACAGACUAAUGAAUGAAUCAGUCUUCCCUCUGUGAAUCAUCCUCCCACAUUUGUCUUUCUUCAUUUCCAAAACAGCCAAUUUGUUCCCGGCUCUUUUCCAAAUCUCCGUCAUCACUGAGGACGAGCGAGCUGUCUUCUGAUAAACAUUCAACUAUUUAAAGUUCUUGUCUUGUUUUGAUGGACAUACGUAAGAAAGAAAAUGUCGGGGAGGCGUAAUGCACCAUGGUGACCAUGUUUUAUGUGGGAUGGAGGGAAAGAUUCCAUGUCUACCACAGUGAAUGACAGUUCCUUUGUGGAUAUCUAACUGCAUUCAUAUUGGUGAACAGAUAUGCGCCGCGAAAGACUGAAUAGGCAACUGAUUAACAUCCAUUCCACGGCUAAAUAAAGCUGCUGGCUAGUUAGCAAGAUUAUAAUAACCAGUAGUACCAGAAGUACUUAACCACCCAGCUGCCAGAUGUAUGCAGAUGUGUGGGUGACUGAUUCAUUCAUUUGAUUUCACUAAUUAAUCUCACUGAUCAACCGCUGGUGGCAAUAACUGACCAAGGAAUGCCGUAAACACAGAUGUAGGUGAGCACUUCCGUAACAUAAGUGGACGUGAAGUGAAAGAUAUCUGAACACUUCUGUGUUUUUUUGUACCAGUCUCAGUCUGUGUGUUAACGUGGACUUAAACUACGGAGAUCAGUGAUGUGCCCUUUUUCUGUAAUACUUCACCAUACAUCGGGUGACCUGUUGGAAAAAAGGCAGGGCUCUCUUGUUUACACUCGAGAACAGCUGUUAGCGCUAGCAUACUCUUCGUGUACAGACUGGAGAUCCCUGCUGAAGAGAAGGGGAUGCAGAGCUGAUCUAAAGACGG